CGUUCGCAGACGGACGUGUUCAUGUCGCGAUCGCUGCAGCGUACGACUGUACCGUGUAUUUUUCAAAACAAUUUUGGAUAGACUUAAAUAAAUCGUAUAGUAUUUUGAACUCUCUGUGAAUGUUUUGUGUAGUAUAGUUGAAGUGAACUUAUAAUGUUGGAAUCAUGAGUUCGAGAUGAAUCUAUUUCCUUGCUGUUAUGAGACGAUGGCGAGGCGAAAAAAUGAGAAACCGAAUAAAAACGUAACAUAAUACACGUAACAAAAAUGAUAACAUGAAUUAUGUUACAAAUUCAGUCCGAUGCGAAAGCGACUGAGUGCGGAACGAGCAUGCGCUGUCGGUGCGAUGGCGAAAACGAAUCGAGUCGCCGAAACCCCGCCCGAAGAUUAGUCAUAUUCAAUUUGUACACAAUACUUGUUGUUACAUUUUUAUCGUUCAACACUGUUAAUUCUAACACUACUAACAUGAAUAAAAACGGGAAACAAGACGAGGACAACUACGAAGAUCGGGAGACCGAGCGCGAAAUCGAUUAUGCGAAAGCGAAUUUCGGUCACGCGUUCAGCGGGGAUUUUAUGCAGAAAUUUUAUAACAAUGAUAACAACGCGUAUAGUAAUUAUGAAGAUUAUAAGAAAUUUUAUUUGAAUCCUUCAAACCCACUGCCUAGGUCGAAUGCUAAGUUUAAAAUAAGCAGUAGGAUAGUUCAAACUAAGUACGGGAAGUUACAGGGCAUCGUGUUGGGGAUGGAUGAGCACAGAUAUCUUAGUCCUUUGGAAGUUUUUUUGGGGGUUCCGUAUGCUACACCGCCUGUUGGAUCUAAUAGAUUCAGCCCAACACGGACCCCCUCUCCAUGGGACGGAGUGAGAGUGUCGGACCGACCGGGACCCGCGUGCCCCCAAAAACUGCCGGACCUGGAUGACGAGAGGAACUUGUUAGAGAAGAUGCCCCGAGGGAGACUAGAGUAUAUAAAAAGACUGAUGCCUUACCUUAAGAAUCAAAGCGAAGAUUGUUUGUAUUUGAACAUAUUUGCUCCUUUACAAAUGGACGAAAUAAAGUUGGCACUACCGGUGCUCGUUUACAUACACGGUGAGACGUAUUCUACCAGCUGCAGUCACCCUUAUGACGGAGCCGUGCUGGCGAGCUACACAGACCUGAUCGUCGUGACGCUCAACUUCAGACUUGGGGUUUUGGGUUUCCUAAAUGCCAACCCAUCCCCGCAGCUGAAAGCUCGAGUUGCUAACUACGGCCUAAUGGAUCAAAUCGCAGCAUUACAUUGGGUUCAGCAGAAUAUUGCUCUAUUUGGAGGAGAUCCUACUAACAUUACUCUGAUGGGUCACGGAUCUGGCGCGGCAUGUAUAAAUUUUCUUAUGAUAUCUCCUACCGUUAUGCCAGGUCUAUUUCAUCGGGCUAUUUUAUUAUCAGGAUCAGCGCUUAGUUCCUGGGCUAUAGUGGAUGAUCCAGUUUACUAUUCAUUAAAAUUAGCUAAGCAGAUGAAUUGCACAAUACCAGAAGACUUAACAAAAGAUCAUGAAAUAAUUGUAGAUUGUUUAAGAGAAGCUCCUAUAGGAGAUUUGAUAUCAGCAGACAGCUCGCCGCCAAAUUUUCUAACAGCAUUUGGACCUUCAGUCGAUGGAGUAGUUAUCAAAACAGAUUUCGGUAAAGAUUUCCUGACGAUGUACUCAACAGGAGAUUUUCCAAGUUUCGGUCCACUUAACAACAUGAAUUUAAAUUUGAAUAUACAUAAAAGAAGUGACAGCGGGAGAAGACUGUUUCAAAAUAAAUAUGAUUUGCUAUUUGGUGUUGUGACUAGUGAAGCCCUCUGGAAGUUCUCGGCCAUGGACGUUCAGAACGGAAUCGAGCCUGAAAGAGAUCGGAUGUUGAGAACUUACGUGAGAAAUUCCUACACGUACCAUUUGAGUGAGAUUUUCUACACGAUCGUGAACGAGUACACCGAUUGGGAAAAAACGAAUCCAAUAAACACUAGGGAUGCGACUGUAGCAGCACUCUCUGACGCACAAUACGUAGCGCCGUUGGUACAGAGCGGAGACUUAUUAAGCGGGGGUCCCAAACCAGCACCAAACGAUGAAGACGAACCAAGGAGGCCAACGAAAACUUUUUUCUACGUCUUCGAUUAUCAGACGAAAGAUGGAUUUUAUCCUCAGAGAACAGGCGCUGUACAUGGAGAGGAACUACCUUACAUCUUCGGAGCUCCUUUGGUUGAUGGAUUUGCCCACUUUCCCCAAAAUUACACCAAAUCAGAGGUGGCGUUGUCAGAAUCAAUCAUGAUGUUCAUCUCUAGCUUUGCCAGGACGGGGGAUCCGAACGAUAGUGGCCGGCAGGAGGCCCUUCUCCCGGCCUCGAGGGAACGGAACAAAUUCCGAGGCAUUAAUUGGGAGGUAUACGACUCCACUCAUCAGAAGUAUUUGGAAAUAGGUAUGAAGUCUCGUCUCAAGAACCAUUACCGAGCUCAUCAGUUAUCAGUCUGGCUACGCCUGGUGCCUGAGCUUCACCGAGCUGGCAUGGAAGACGUUGCUGCAAGACACAACCUCUUUAGAAACCACAACGAACAAGAUCUGUAUGAAGGCAUCGUAAGACCAGAUCCAUUAUCCAGGAAUAUCAAUGACAAUGACCAAAUCCGAAGAACAAAUGGUUCAAGUUACUCAGAGACAGCGCUGACGACAGUGGAUAGUAUUCUAGCGACUUGUGCGACAGUGAUGCCUAGUGGAAGAGACUUACAACUUUUAAACAAUUCAGAUAACAGCUACGCGAAUUUGGAAGCAGCUGGUUACGCGGCUUAUUCCACUGCAUUGAGCGUUACCAUAGCAAUUGGUUGCUCUCUGCUUAUUUUAAAUGUAUUGAUAUUUGCUGGCGUAUACUAUCAAAGAGAUAAAUCAAGAUCUCGAGGAAAGAAUAGAUUUAAUGAAAAGCAUUUCGAAACAAUAUCAGGCAAGCCUUCUCACUACCAUAUGGACCCAACUCACGCACCCAGUUUGGUGGUCGACGUGGAAAGACAAAGUAGGAAGAAACACAUGAUAAACACGGAUGCCCAUUUAGCCAAUUUGAAUUUCAAAGGCCCUUUAGACGUGCCGAAAUCUCCUCCGAGUCCAACGUUAAGUAUGGACAACAUGAUGCUUCCUAGUAAACUGGGCAGUAGGAGUAACAGUUUUCGGAUUCCAAAUGUGAGCUACCCACAAGUAGCAAACUAUGCAACGAUGCCCAAGAACGUAGCGCAUUUUAACAAUUCACCUCCACUGCAAGAGUUGAGGCAGCAAAAAUUCCAGCCACCGAAUGGCUCGACGGCGCAAAAUUCGCCGGGCAGGGACGACGGUAGAAGCGCUCCCCAUGCAACGUUACGUCGGGGAAAAACCACCCUUCACUCAAAUCUGCCGCAAGCCGCAAUUGAUGAAAUGAGAGUGUGACAGAUAAUUUACUAUUGAACAUUACAGGAAUAAUUUGGAUGUAUGAGUGUAAAUAUAUUGUAUGAAGUUCUUUUUUAGAGCGAGAAAAUGUUAACGAUUUUCAAAAACUGGAUAUAUGAUUAUCGAAUAAAACAUCAUCUAUGAAA
Messenger RNA from Manduca sexta (tobacco hornworm), 3560 nucleotides. Its product is annotated as neuroligin-4, Y-linked. Gene Ontology annotation, cellular component: cell surface; postsynaptic membrane; synapse. Gene Ontology annotation, biological process: presynaptic membrane assembly; postsynaptic membrane assembly; synaptic vesicle endocytosis. Gene Ontology annotation, molecular function: signaling receptor activity; neurexin family protein binding. Lineage: Eukaryota; Metazoa; Arthropoda; Insecta; Lepidoptera; Sphingidae. The record is from RefSeq and is a predicted model, not a curated record.